CUAGCUUGCCUUCUGCUCACAAUGCCAGCGCCUCGCGUAAUAUACUGGUUUCGUACCGACCUCCGUCUCCACGAUUCACCAGCCCUCAAGGCCGCUAUAGACCUUGAACCAGAAUGUCUCUAUCCAAUCUGGUCCUGGGAUCCCCACUACCUUUAUCGUGCACCCGUCGGUCCCAAUCGCUGGAAAUUCCUUCUCGACUGCCAAAAUGACCUUUCCGCUUCCAUCACCAAGCUCAACCCAAGAUCAAAGCUCUUUCUUAUCCGCGAAGCCCCACAGACGUUGUUCCCCAAGUUAUUCAACGAAUGGAAAAUUACCCAUCUUGUCUUCGAGAAAGACACUGACGCUUACGGAAACGAUAGGGAUCAGAAUGUCAUCGAGCUGGCAAAGAAGGCAGGCGUCGACGUUGUUGUCAAGAUCGGUCGAACACUCUAUGAUCCGGAUCAAUUGGUCAAGGAGAACAAGGGGAAGCCCACGAUGAGCAUCAGUCAGGUCCAAGCUGCUGGUGCGAGAAUUGGACAAAUUCCGCGACCGAUUCCUGCACCACAAUCUCUUCCUGAUCCAGGAAACACUGAUCUGAGCUUUCAUCAAGAGCGACCACUCAACGAUCCUGAUUUCAACACUGCACAACGCGACGGAACGGAUAAAUCAUACGAAGCUCUCGCAGGCCCAAACAACGAUUUCGCUGUCCCAACAAUGGAGGAAUUAGGUCCCAAAGAAGCAACGACCCCUCACCGAGGCGGUGAGUCCAUCGCCCUCAAAAUGCUCGAUGAAAUCAUCUCAAACGAGGACUACACGGCAACAUUUGAGAAACCCAAAACCGCUCCUACAGCAUUCGGACCUCAGUCUACCACCUUGCUUUCCCCGCACCUGCACUUCGGGAGCCUCAGCUGUCGAGAAUUCUAUUGGCGCGUCCAAGACGUCGUCGACAAAUACAAAGGAAAAGCAAGCGAGCCGCCCACCAGCCUCACAGGCCAGUUGCUGUUCCGCGACAUGUAUUUCGGCGCGCAAGCUUCGUUAGGCUACUUAUUCGGCCAGACGUACAAGAACCCACAGUGCAGGUUUAUACCUUGGCAUCUACCUAGUGAAAUAGACACCAAGACAGGUUUUAUCACCGGAAAAUACUCGAAAGACUCGGAUCAAGCUGAAGAAUGGUUCACUCGCUGGAAAGAAGGUCGUACGGGUUUUCCAUGGAUCGAUGCCCUCAUGCGACAACUAAAGCUCGAAGGAUGGAUCCACCAUCUCGGUCGACACGCCGUAGCAUGCUUCCUCACCAGGGGAGGAUGUUAUAUUCAUUGGGAGCGUGGCGCAGAGGUGUUUGAAGAAUGGCUCAUUGACCAUGAAGCCGCAUGCAAUAUUGGGAACUGGCAGUGGUUAAGCUGCACCGCUUUCUUUUCUCAGUACUAUCGCUGUUACUCUCCCAUCGCGUUUCCGAAAAAGUGGGAUAAAGCCGGCGAUUUCGUGAGGAAGUACGUUCCGGAGCUCAAGAAUUUCGACCAGAAAUACAUUUACGAGCCCGCAAACGCGCCCAUCGCUGAUCAGAAGAGGUGGGGUUGUCUGAUCGAAGGCGAAGGCGAUGGCACUUCCACCUCUGAAGGGAAGCUGAAGCUUUAUCCAAAACCAAUGUUUGACUUUGCAGAACGCAGGGACAUCUGCAUUAAGGGGAUGAAGAACGCAUACUCUAUCGGUCUUUACGGUGACAAUCCCAAAGUUCUAGAUGGGAGUUGGAGGGAACUCUUUGAUGACGCGGCAGAAGGAUCCACAGAUGGGCAAAAUGGACUGCCAGGAGCCACGGAUGGGAAGGAAGCACCGCCGUCAAAUAAGCGACCUAGGAGCGAAGACAACCCAAAGGGACACAAAAGCCAGCGCACCUUGGACGGGAUGAUGGCAAAGAAGAAGAGAAAAGAAUAGAGAUCGCUUACAAGUCCAGUUGAAAAAUCCCCAUUUUCUCCUUUAGACUCGGUUGUUGAAUAAAUAGUAGUCUUCCCUCGACUCCGGC
Molecule: messenger RNA, 1996 nt
Organism: Marasmius oreades (fairy-ring Marasmius)
Lineage: Eukaryota; Fungi; Basidiomycota; Agaricomycetes; Agaricales; Marasmiaceae
Exons: 1
Coding region: 22-1908 (628 amino acids)
Biological process (GO): entrainment of circadian clock by photoperiod; circadian regulation of gene expression
Cellular component (GO): nucleus; cytoplasm
Molecular function (GO): FAD binding; DNA binding
Source: RefSeq, a predicted model, not a curated record